This is a messenger RNA of Daldinia childiae, 2721 nucleotides long. RefSeq lists its product as uncharacterized. The transcript has 2 exons. Gene Ontology annotation, biological process: protein phosphorylation; signal transduction. The record is from RefSeq and is a predicted model, not a curated record. Gene Ontology annotation, cellular component: cytoplasm. Bases 1 to 2721 code for a protein of 906 amino acids. Lineage: Eukaryota; Fungi; Ascomycota; Sordariomycetes; Xylariales; Hypoxylaceae. Gene Ontology annotation, molecular function: ATP binding; protein kinase activity.
AUGAUCGCCGCCAUGGCAGCAACGGCAGAUAUGCCCUCGCGCGAACCGCCGCUAACAUCGGAUACUGGUAGACUGGCCUCCAUUUUGAAAAAAUUUCUUGGGAAGGAUAGCACGCUAACAUCGUCGGUAUCGUCUGACCAAGAAUCUAGGACGUCUUUGGAUUGUUCACCAACCUCGGGCUUGUUCCGGAGGGUGUCAAGGAAAGUGGUUCCAGGGUUGCCCCGCGUUAAAACUUUUAAGAGGCAGCAGUCCGAGGUGAGGGAGAAGCUCGAGGCGAUACAACCUACGCCAGCAGAACGUAGGACUGUCUCCGUCGAUAGGCGAUUGCGUACUCAACGCAGCGUUUCUUGCGUGAACGAACCCUUACCGCGUGCAAGUGCGCCCGACUUCUUCGACGACACACAACCCUCUAUUAGUCCUCCUACCGUGGUCUCACAUGAAGUGGGGUCGGCUCCUCAGACCCCCCUCGAUGAGAAGCAAUUCUUAAGUUUCCAAGAUAUCAACAGCGUCAAUAGCGCCAGCCUAGAUAGGGAAAACCGUGAAUUUCUCCAACCCGUGUCUAGCUAUAUCGAAGCUUUAUCGCCUGUUGAUGUUCAGUCUACCACGACGUCUCAGUAUGAUGCAAUGAUCAAUGACGAGCUAGAGCGGAAAUGGAUCUUGAAUCUGAGUAUGCACUUCCGGGAUAAAUCCAGGAGGGAGAAGUUCUUCGUCACCUAUCGCGAGGAUGAAUUCGUGUGGAGGCGAGUUACUAUCUCUCUAGAUUAUCGAAACGCUCCAGAUGAUUCUCUAGAGAAAGAUCUACUCCAUAUCAAAUUUCAAAGGGAAAAGAGUGCCAAAAUAUAUGAAGCUAUACGCGAAAGCCUUCAAGACAUCCAAUUCUACCCCACCGUCACCAACCUAAAGUUGCAGACCACGGAAGGAAGGUUGCACGUCCAUGUAGUGGAAGACGUUAACGAGAUCAUAAACUACCCUACCGUUCGUAUGAUCCAGCAUUUGAAAUGUCACCGUAUCAAAGAGAGAGACCUCGCGUUCGAGUCCCAUAUGUCAGGUUUCGUCUACAAGGUUCGUGUUGCUGGGAAGACACUCAUUAAGAAGGAGAUUCCAGGACCAGAUACAGUGGAUGAAUUUCUCUACGAAGUCAACGCUCUUAACUCAUUACGCUUCUCCCAAAACGUCAUAGAAUUCUACGGUGUGGUGGUUGACGAUGAAGACGAGAUGGUUAAAGGCCUGCUCAUCAAUUACGCGGAAAAGGGUGCGCUCAUCGACCUUAUUUACGAUUCUCAAGAGGAAGGUAAUAUCCUCCCGUGGUCCCUUCGAGAGAAGUGGGCGAGGCAGAUCGUUCAGGGGUUGUCGGACGUUCACGAAGCCGGCUUUGUACAGGGUGACCUCACGCUUUCUAAUAUUGUCAUCGACUAUAAAGACAAUGCAAAGAUAAUAGACAUCAACAGACGAGGUUGCCCAGUGGGCUGGGAGCCUCCGGAGGCAACUCCACUUAUCGAUAGUAACCAGCGGAUAUCGAUGUAUAUCGGUGUAAAAUCUGACCUCUAUCAGUUAGGGAUGGUAUUGUGGGCACUCGCGACGUUGGAGGAUGAACCGGAAGCGCAUCGACGACCGCUCCGAUUAACUUCCGAAAUCGAUGUUCCGGAUUGGUAUCGCAUGAUAGUGGGGUAUUGCUUGCACGAGGAUCCACGUGUCCGACUUCAGGCCUCUGUACUACUUGGGAUGUUUCCCGUAUACGAUAACGACGACGACGACGACGACUAUGACAGGCAUGAUCUACCCUCGAUUUCCGUCGACGACGGCAAUUCUCUACGGGAAUAUACGGUAGACGGAUAUGAAGAAGACGGUCAUCCGCAUAUCAAACCGGCUCAGCCCCGGAAUAUCUGGCAAUACACUCCAUUCGGUAGUACACACGUUGCACCAACAAACUUCUCUGUCGAUCAAUACUAUCCUUCAAGGGGACGAUCCCCAGCCAGGUCACUACCAAGCAACCACGACAUGUAUGACCCACCGUACACGGAGCGGCGCGAAACGUGGCCCACUAAUUUCAUGAGCCCGUAUACCGACGACUUGGAACUGGGACAGGAGAUUGCCGAGACUCCCAGGGGUGUGCAGUCGCCGGAAGAGAUAAUUGCGAAAGUGCAACAGGACCUAGAGGAAGAACAGGCUCAGGCGACUGGGAGUGAAAACCAGGUGAAGGUACCCACGUUAGUAGCUGGCGUAGGUAGUGCGCUUAGGAUUAACGGUGGGAAUACCGAGGGAGCCUUACCUCUACCUUACAAAGGUAUAGCAGCCAUUCCUUCGGGUGACGUCCAUACAACAGGUAAAUUAAGUGAAGAGAGGAGCUUAGAAAAUCCGCAAUCCGAUUCCAGAGGUGGCGUUCCGAAGAAACCCGAUGUGGCACAACCCGAGGAACCAGAGGGCUUGCGUACAGCCGAGAUUUCGGAUUAUUCCCAAAUUGAAGAAGCCGCUCGGCCGCCUACGGAUGGAGACGGUGAAACCGGAUCGCUAUAUCAUUACACACACGACAGAGGAGACAUACUACCGCGAUCAACGACAGCAUCACCUUCGAGACCAGCCGAGUCGCCUCCGGACUUACCAACUGAUUUGACGGGUGUUGGCUCCAAAUACGAGCAUGAUGAAAUUCGAAAACUAACUUUAGACGACGAUUUAGGUCAUCCUACGACAGCUACAGCUACAGCAACAGAUGUGACAUCUUAA